Messenger RNA from Pseudovirgaria hyperparasitica, 1491 nucleotides. Its product is annotated as putative allantoate permease. Gene Ontology annotation, biological process: dipeptide transport; tripeptide transport; transmembrane transport. Gene Ontology annotation, cellular component: plasma membrane. The transcript has a single exon. Gene Ontology annotation, molecular function: allantoate transmembrane transporter activity; dipeptide transmembrane transporter activity. The coding region runs from base 1 to 1491 and encodes 496 amino acids. NCBI's taxonomy places the organism in Eukaryota, Fungi, Ascomycota, Dothideomycetes, Acrospermales, Acrospermaceae. The record is from RefSeq and is a predicted model, not a curated record.
AUGCCCGGUAGAAACAUAGAGGAGGCGCACAUUCCUCUAGGUAAAGCCUCCGAAGUCAUAACCUCACAUCUCACAACCCAUCAUGAACAGCAAUUCGCCCUCGAAAAACGCACCCUUCGCAAGAUCGACUUGCGCCUCCUCCCGCUUAUGUUCAUCACCUACAAUCUCAAUUUUAUGGACAAGACAAUCCUGUCUAGCGCAUCUGUCUUUGGUCUGCGUACAGAUACCCACCUGGUCGGAACACAAUAUGCCUGGCUCGGCUCCGCAUUCUAUUUUGGCUACAUGCUGUGGGCAUAUCCAACGUCCAUGCUGAUCCCACGCGUCCCACUGAGCAAGUAUGUUGGUAUCAACACGCUUUUCUGGGGUGCUGUGGUAGCGCUUAUGGGCGCAUGUAACUCGUUCGCGCCACUAGUAGUUUUGAGAGUGUUCCUUGGUGUCGCCGAAGCAACCAUCAGCCCUGCGUUCCUCUUUGUGACGAGUGCGUGGUACACGCGGUCCGAAGUUCCGACGCGAGUUGGCGUGUGGUUUGCAGGAAACUCGCUGGGCGGGAUUUUUGCGAGUUUUAUUGCCUUUGGACUGGGGCAUGUUGAGAAAGGAAUGGCGAGUUGGCGGUGGCUGUUCGUGGUAUUGGGCAUAGCGACGUUUUUAUGGGGCGUACCGAUGCUAUUAUUCCUGCCAGACUCGAUCGCUUCAGCAAAGUUUUUGACAGCGGAGGAGAAGGAGUGUGCGUUGCAGCGCGUCGAAAAAGAGGGCACGGGUAGCGCUGGCAAGGAAUGGAAAGCGGAGCAAGCAUGGGAGUGCCUGCGAGAUCCAAAGUCGAUGUUCUUCUUCUGUAUAUCGCUACUGACACAGUUGCCGAACGGCGGGACACAGAACUUCCAGAACCUAGUGUUGAAGGGGUUCGGGUUCACGAGUCUGCAGACAACGCUGGUGACGCUUCCAGCGAGUGUGAUUGCGUUCACAACAAUCUUCGUCACCGGACGGCUUGCAGGAAAGUUCGCAAACAUAUCAUUAUACUUGAUCGGAGCAAUUGUCCUUUUUCCGCUCACGGGGUCUGCGAUCAUAUAUUCAGUAACGCCGUCUCGGGGAGUGAAGCUGUUUGGGUACUAUCUCAUGUCAACAGGGCCUGGUGCAUUACCCCUAUCACUGUCAUUGGUCGGGGUCAACUACAAGGGAUCUUCAAAGAAAAUGACCAUGACAGCACUGCUAUUCGUAGCGUAUUGUACUGGUAAUCUAGCCGGUCCUCAAUUUUUCAAGGAGAACGAGGCUCCACACUACCCGACCGCCUUCAGAGGCAUCAUGAUCUGUUAUGCGCUAGUAAUUCUCGUUGCAAUGACUCUGAGAAUGUAUCUUGCCAGGGAGAAUAGGAAGAAAGAUAAAACGGAUGGUGUUACUGGGUCGAACAGCUCACCAGAGCAAACCGUAGAACAUACGAUAGACGACGACGAGCUGACAGAUUGGAAUGCGAGGGGCUUUAGGUACCGUAUGUAG